Ustilaginoidea virens is the source of this 1239-nucleotide messenger RNA. RefSeq lists its product as uncharacterized. The transcript is spliced from 3 exons. The record is from RefSeq and is a predicted model, not a curated record. The coding region runs from base 1 to 1239 and encodes 412 amino acids. Lineage: Eukaryota; Fungi; Ascomycota; Sordariomycetes; Hypocreales; Clavicipitaceae.
AUGGCUCGUGCUCGUGCUGCCGGAACGGAAACCCUCCUCCUCCUCGCCGCCAUGCUCGCCGCGGCAGCGGGCCUCCCCGAGGUCACGCCCAACUCGCCCUGCUCGUCAGCGUGUUUCGACUGGGGAGGCCUGGACGCAAGCUCGCCAAGCGGCACCACCAGGGGCAGCGAUGUCGACAUCGUCUGCCCCGACCACCAGUUCGACACCACCGCCAGGGGACGCAAGCUCGCCUCCUGCCUUGGCUGUCUGCAACACAGCACCUUUAGCCAGGGCGUCGAGAGCGACCAGGCGUGGUUCCUCUACAACCUCCGAUAUGCCUUUACUUCCUGCGUGUUUGGGUCCCCCAACGGCACGGCCGUUUCGUCCCACCCGUGUGCCACGUCCGAGGCAUGUGGCCGUCUCGCACCGGCUUUGCAAGACGGCCUCGCGCACCCACGCCGAGUUGAGCGCCUGGGCUACUGCGAUGGCGUGUUGUUUGCCUCACGCGCCAACGCCUGUGUAGAAUGUGUCCGAGCCGACGGGCAGCACGCCUACCUCUCAAACUUCUUGGUCGUCCUCGAGGCAGCAUGCCAGCAGAAACCACACGCAACGCAAGCAAUCGGCCUCAACGACACCAUCUUCUCCCACCACGCCGUCCAACUCGCCCAGCCUGCUUCCUCGUCCCCUCCGCCAUUGACCACCCCCGCCAUCGUGGGCAUCCUCGUCGGCGCCAUCGUCCUGGUCGCCCUCCUGAGCGGCUGCGUCUUCCUGCACCUCCGCAAACGCAGGAGCCGCACCCUUCGCUUUAGACGCACCUUGUCGUUCCGCUGCAAGACAGCCGCCUCCACGACUUGUGCAGCCCAGGCCCUGUAUCAGGAUGACCAUCACAAUGCCGAGCGCUUCUUCUCUGAAAAAGGAGCCGCGAUGGCAAGCAUGUCCCCCGUGGCGAGGUCGGAGCCUCCGCGGUGGACCCAGACAAGCGCCCACAGGCAGCUGACUACCACAAAGACGGCGGUGCCGCGUCCCCCGCCGGCGUAUUCGCCUGAGGGCAUGGGCUUCUCUCCAGACUACUACACGCCUACCAGCCCCGAUUUCACGAGACCCAACGUGUCUCCGCUCACCUACAGAGCCGGUGGUUCGCCUGGCGUCACGGCCCUGCGCGCUUUUGGCGCUGCGUCUCCAGGGAGGGAAGCCUCGCUCAGCUCCAGAGCCAUGCGGGGAGAACGAGACACACGUCCCGGUCUGCCGUCCAUGCAUUGA